Molecule: messenger RNA, 8379 nt
Organism: Triplophysa rosa
Lineage: Eukaryota; Metazoa; Chordata; Actinopteri; Cypriniformes; Nemacheilidae
Gene: stxbp5a
Product: syntaxin binding protein 5a (tomosyn)
Exons: 25
Coding region: 319-3603 (1094 amino acids)
Biological process (GO): regulation of exocytosis; regulation of protein secretion
Cellular component (GO): cytoplasm; plasma membrane; SNARE complex
Molecular function (GO): GTPase activator activity; syntaxin binding; myosin II binding
Source: RefSeq, a predicted model, not a curated record
CAGCGAUGUUUCCGCUUUGAGUGGAGAAGGGGAGGGAGAGAGGGGAUUGGAGACGCAGCGGGACGCCGAGUCAGAAAAGCUUACACGGACACCCCACAAACGCUCACGCAAAAAAGAAAAAAACUUUCAACCUUCACAACCCACGACGGUGGCAGCCCAGACACCAGCCAUGGAGGAUACGGUGAAAAACUCUCUAAAAUGUGAGCUAUAAAAGAGACGUGCUGCAAAAACGAGCGAGAGCGGUUAUUCCCCUCAUCGUUCACGGGUGAUCUCGACUCGGGUGCUGCGUCCCCUCCGUUUCACUCGAACCGGGGGAAAAUGAAGAAGUUUAAUAUCCGUAAGGUGCUGGACGGUUUGUCGGCCGUGUCGUCUCCCUCUCCGUCCCCACAGCCCGGGGCAAAGGAGAACGAUCUCAUCCCGGAGACGAUCCAGUCUGAACACUUUCAGCUCUGUAAGACGGUGCGCCAUGGCUUUCCCUACCAACCGUCCUCUAUGGCAUUCGACCCGGUUCAGAAAAUCCUGGCCGUUGGGACUCAGAACGGAGCUUUACGAUUAUUCGGCCGGCCCGGUGUGGAGUGUUACUGUCAGCAUGAGAGCGGAGCAGCCGUCAUCCAUCUACAGUUUCUCAUAAAUGAGGGGGCGCUGGUGAGUGCUUUGGCCGAUGAUAGUGUUCACCUGUGGAACCUGCGACAGAAGAGACCAGCAGUGCUACACUCACUCAAGUUUAACAAGGAGAGGAUAACAUUCUGUCAUCUGCCCUUCCAAAGUAAAUGGUUGUAUAUCGGCUCGGAACGAGGAAACAUCCACAUUGUGAAUGUGGAGUCCUUUACCCUCUCAGGAUAUACCAUCAUGUGGAACAAAGCCAUUGAAUUGUCCUCCAAGGCCCACCCCGGCCCAGUGGUUCACAUUAGUGACAAUCCUAUGGAUGAGGGCAAGCUCAUAAUAGGAUUUGAGUCUGGGAUCGUAGUGCUGUGGGAUUUGAAAUCAAAAAGAGCUGACUACCGCUACACUUACGAUGAGGCGAUUCAUUCUGUGGCCUGGCAUCACGAAGGAAAACAGUUUAUCUGUAGUCACUCAGAUGGCACACUGACCAUAUGGAAUAUAAAGUCUCCAGCCAAGCCCGCACAGACAAUCACACCACACGGAAAGCAGCCUAAAGACGGAAAAAAGCCAGAACCUUGCAAACCCAUUCUUAAAGUAGAAUAUAAGACCACAAGAGCAGGGGAUCCAUUUAUGAUAUUCUCUGGUGGUUUGUCGUAUGACACCGUGGGCCGACGGCCGUGUUUGACAGUAAUGCAUGGGAAGAGCACGGCAGUGUUGGAGAUGGACUAUCCCAUUGUAGAUUUUCUCACUCUGUGUGAAACGCCAUAUUCUAACGAUUUUCAGGAACCGUACGCUGUGGUGGUUCUUCUGGAGAAGGAUUUAGUUGUUAUUGACCUUGCACAAAAUGGUUACCCCAUCUUUGAAAAUCCGUAUCCCAUGAUGAUUCACGAGUCCCCUGUGACGUGCUGUGAGUACUUAGCCGAUUGUCCUGUGGACCUCAUACCUGCACUUUAUUCUGUCGGGUCUCGCCAGAAACGACAGGGCUACAGCAAAAAGGAAUGGCCUAUCAGUGGGGGAAACUGGGGCUUGGGCACACAAAGCUACCCUGAAAUAAUAAUAACUGGGCAUGCAGAUGGUUCAGUCAAGUUCUGGGAUGCCUCAGCAAUAAUGCUCCAGGUGCUGUACAAACUAAAAACAGCCAAGGUGUUCGAGAAGGUGCGCUGUAAAGAGGACAAACCCAACACGGAGAUCGUGGACGAGGACCCGUUCGCCAUUCAGUUGAUGUCUUGGUGUCCCGAGAGCCGUAUGCUUUGUGUCGCCGGCGUCUCUGCCCACAUUAUUAUAUACAGGUUCAGCAAACAGGAAAUCACAACAGAGGUUGUGCAGUUAUUGGAGGUCAGGUUACAGUGCGAGGUAAAUGAUCUGGAGUCCCCAGAUGGGGGUGGAGAUCAGACACCAGCUCCUCCCACUCCAAUCACCUCCCCCAGUCCACAAAACGCCACCCCUCAGACACACCCUUCAACUAGCAGCAACUCGUCGGAUGGGAUGAGAGACAAUAUACCCUGCUUGAAGGUGCGCAGCAGUCCUUUGAAACAGUCUCCUGGGUAUCAGGUGGAGCUGGUGGUACAGCUGGUGUGGGUCAGUGGAGAGCCGCCCCAGCAGAUCAGCAGCCUGGCCAUCAACUCCUGCUACGGCCUGGUGGUGUUUGGUAACAGUAAUGGUUUGGCAGUAGUGGAUUACUUACAGAAGACGGUUCUGUUGAAUAUGGGUACUGUGGAAUUGUAUGGCAGUGAUCCAUAUCAGAGACAACCACGAUCUCCCCGCAAAAGCCGACAACCUUCAGGAGGGCUGUGUGACAUUAAUGAAGGCUCGGCCACCUCAGAAGACCGCUGUAAAUCUCCCACCUCAGACAACAGGGACAACUCCUUCAGCCGCUCACGGAGCUCCAGCGUCACCAGUAUCGACAAGGAGUCACGGGAGGCCAUCACGUCUUUUUAUUUCUGCGAGACAUACACACGCAAAGCAGAUGGCGGGCUUACGCCAAGUUUGUGGGUUGGCACCUCUCUGGGCACACUGCUGGCCAUCUCUCUCAACAUGCCCCCUGUUGGAGAGCAGAGACUUCUGCAACCAGUCAUCGUCUCCCCUAGUGGCACUUUUAUCAGGUUGAAGGGAAGCAUCAUUCGAAUGGCCUUCCUGGAUUCUACAGGGUCUUUCGUGCCUCCUGCGCUCGAGCCAUGGUACGAACCCAACGCCCCAGCCAAUGGAGAGGAGCGGGACAAGGUUCGUAAGAGACGGCCGGUGUCCGUCUCCCCAUCCACAUCCCAGGAGCUGAACGAAAACCAGUACGCUGUGGUGUGCUCGGAGAAACAGGCCAAAGUGUUUAGCCUGCCCUCCCAGACCUGCGCUUUUAAACACAACAUCACCGAAACAUCAUUUGUGCUGCGGGCGGAUGUGGUACAGAUAAACGCUGGCAUUUGUCUGGCCUGCUUUUGUGCCAACGGACACAUCAUGACCCUCAGUCUGCCAGGGUUGAGACCAUUGCUGGAUGUAAAUUACCUGCCCCUGACAGACAUGCGGAUAGCGAGAACAUUCUGCUUCACGAACCUCGGCCAGGCCUUGUACCUGACCUCUCCUACUGAGAUCCAGAGAAUCACAUACAGCCAGGAGGUCUGCGAGAACCUGCAGGAGAUGUUGGGCGAGCUGUUCACUCCAGUGGAGACGCCCGAAGCUCCUAACAGGGGAUUCUUUAAGGGUCUCUUCGGCGGAGGAGCGCAGUCUCUAGACAGAGAGGAACUCUUCGGGGAAACAGGCGCCGGAAAAGCGCCACGCAGUCUCGCUCAGCACAUUCCAGGUCCUGGGGGUAUAGAAGGCAUGAAGGGGGCAGCGUCUGGAAUCGUGGGUGAUCUCGCUCGAGCUCGGAUAGCGUUGGAUGAGAGAGGACAGAAACUGGGCGAGGCGGAAGAGCGAACGGCAGCCAUGAUGGCCAGCGCUGACUCAUUCUCCAAACACGCUCAUGAGAUGAUGCUGAAGUGUAAGGAUAAGAAAUGGUACCAGUUCUGAUCUCCGGAAAACAGCAGAGCCCAGCGGGACUCAGGAGUUGUCUUACACAGCCUUGUUCAUCUCUAAUCCGUGUCCCAUUCCCUCUCUUCAUCUCUCCUCUGCUGGACCAGUGGGAUCCCUCGCUCUAUCCUAGCACAAUACUAAACACGGUCUGCUCACAGAACUGAGGCACAGACUGAGAGCGGCCCCAGUUUGAGGAAUAUCAUACCAUGACAAGUGUCCACUCUUCGGUUUUUGUUCGUUUGUUGAAUAUUGCCAAUCCUCUCUCAUGGCGGCUGGGCUUGGCAGGCCUAGAAAUUCUAUUUCUUCUCUCAGUCCUUGAAUUGUUUUUGUGCUAUUGUUUUUUGCAAUCAUGUUCUGCCUCGUACGUUGGAGAGCAGUACAUAGUCAAAAAAGACAAAUAAACGAAAUAAACAAAAAAAAUCUCCAGAUAAAAAAGUGGAAAAUAAUAUAUAUACUACAUAAUUCUAUAUAAAUCCAUUAAAGUCUGUAUAAUUGCCAUAUUUGCUAUUGACUGUCAAAAGGAACUUAAAUAUGAAGACACUGGGCGAAGCAUGGGAAGAGCUCUGUUCACAAGAACCGCUGUAACCGGGAAGAGAACAAUCUCCUUACUUCUAAAAUUUACUUGGUAUAUUUAUGUAAACUGACCUUUUACUAAAUGAUCCCAUUUGGUUUCAUUCCUAUUUAAAUAUUUUAUUUAUUCGUUUAUUUAUUGUUUUUUAGCAAAUCACUUUAUCUUAAAAUGAUUUUUGAGUCAUAUUUUUAAUUAUUGGGAAUACUAUAAUGCUUUACAUUAAAGUACCAUCUACAGAGGGUUUUUAAAUGGCUGAGAGAUAAGCCAGAGAUAGAAAUGAAGCAUCUGUAUGUAAAAUAUUCAUUGUGAAUUAACUAUUUAGAAAUGCAAGCAUGACUUAAUUGAUGGUAUUUUCAUGUGAAACAUUAUACAGAUCUUUCAACUUUCUAUAAAACUCAGUACAGAAAAUAUCUGGUCUGGACAGAGUUGGAAAAUAUAAUGAGUUUGUUCACCCAAAACUUAAAAUGUAGUACACAGCGUGUAUGGCUUUCUUUGUUCUUUGGAACCAAAACUCAAUUCAAUAAAAUUAAAUAAUUCAAUGUGAUUUGUGCUGUGUAUUCCAAGCGUUAUGAUGUCAUACGAAUGGGCGUAUCAUUCUUAAAGCAGUUUAGGAUGUUUACUUGUAAAUAAUGCUGGAACAGGGAUCAGUGACAUUCACAACACGAGAGUAGCCGAGUGUAUUUCAUUGAAUGAGUACAUUUUCACACAGAGAAGAGACAUUUUUUUUAACUCAAUUUUGUUUCCAAAGAACAAAAGAAAGCCAUGUGAAGUUUGAAUAACACAAUGGUUAGUAAGUACUACUGACUGAAGCUUUCUUUUUAAGUGAACCAACUCUUGUUCACUGAUAGGUAACCAAUGAAUAAAUAUUCUAUCAUAAAUUACUCGCCCUCGAGUCGUUCCACAACCGUAAGACCUUCGUUCAACUUUGAAACACAAAUUAUUAUUAAAGUCAGUGAAAUAAAAAGUAAAAACGAUCACAAUUUCCGGUUCAUGGGGACUUUAAUAUAGAAGUUUUUUAGGUUUUGAUGAUGUCUGAGAGCUUUCUGACACCCCCAUAGAUGGCAAUGGUGGUGGUUGAGGAGAGACCCCCCUCAUAUGAUUGUAAAGCGCUUUGGGUGUACAGCAAUAGACAGAAAAGCGCUAUAUAAAUGCCUCAUUCAUUCAACAUGCACUCAUCGGGCAGAAAUUUAGUAAAGAUAAAAUUGUCCUAAAAUUAGAGAGGAAAUUAAUUGAAUAAAGUAUUUAUUUUUGGUUUAUUUAUUGCGCGCAAAAAGUAUUGUCAUCGCUUCAUAAAUUUGAAGGAGCAAUGUGGAGAUUUUAGUGGCAUCUAGCUGUGAGGUUGCGAAUUGCAACCAAUGGCUCACUCCACCCCUCCCUUUCGAAGCACUAGGACAACUGACAUAGGACAAAGAUGUCGCCAUGUUUUUGCUUCUUUGCCGAAGGAGAUAACGUAUUUACGACUCGCGCUCUGUAGAGCAGUUUGUCUGUUGAGGGCUACUGUAGAAACAACAUGAUGCCGAAUUCCAUGUAAGGCGACCCGCAGUGUAGGUAGAUAGAAAUAGCUCAUUCUAAGGUAAUAAAAACAUAACGCUUCAUUAUGUGAGGUCUUAAUACACCUCUGAACACAAAGUUAUGUAUAUUAUAUUGCAUAUCUGUCAAUAGAUCCUCCAAAUAAAUACUCAGAAACAAUUGUAUAGUAUAAUGCAAUGUAAGUCGCUUUGGAUAAAAGCGUCUGCCAAAUGCAUAAACGUAAAUAACACUGGACCUUUAAUGUUGAACCGCUGUAGUCACAUGGACAAUUUGAACUUUCUGAACUUUGAGUGUAUGUUACGUUGCUGUCAAUGGGGGGAGUCAGAAAGCUCUCGGAUCUAACCAUAACUAUCUUCAAUUGUGUUCCAAAGAUAAACAAAGAGCAAGUUAUUCAUGACAGAAUUUUCAUUCAGUGGUGAACAAUCUCUUUAACAUUUAAAACCUGAACAUUAUCGUUAUUACGUUAUUAUGAAGGCAGCCAUAUAGACCUCAAUAGCUUGAACAGAUGACUGAAAAUUAAGUUGUCGUAAGAGAUUUGAUUUUGUCUAUUAGACAAGUUUUUCCUUCCAUUCCUGCAUACUGCAUAGACUAAACAGCUUUAAAAUAGACACAUGCUUACCAGAGAUUGUGCUUCACUAAAUAUUUUGGGUUGGGUCUGUUUAAUGGUCCACGUUUCACUUGUUAAAUUAAAGCACUUAAUGUUCAGAAAUGGCUCAUAUGGUCAUACCUGGUUUCAUUAAAAUCAGUAAAUUGGACCACUUGUGAAGACUUCAUCUUUGGUGAUUUUGUUUACAGGCGAGACUUUGGAACAUUAUUAAUAGUAGUUUUGAAUGUCAGGUCAAUAUUUUGGAAUAUAUUUCAUGGGUUUGAGUUUGGCUAUAGAUUAAUACGUAUAUGCCAUAGGUCAUUUUGGCACAAAAACAUCAUCAUACUGCACAUCCGUGAAAGCACUUACAGUAAGUGUUAACUGUACAUUCAAGCGGAAAAUUAACAAUUAAAUGCAAAACACGGUAAUAAUGUCUUUUUCCCCCCAUUUCGCCCUUGAAACCACAUUUUAGUGCCAUUACAAUAUUAUUUGUGGUUUGCAAGAAAUGCUGCUAUACAUGUUGCAUUGACUCACGUGACCCAAUCUCACUCAAGAAACUAUUCCCACUUGCCUCUCCGCCCAAAGUUUUUGCCAUUCUGUGAAUGAAGUAGUUUGACAAUCUGGGACCAUGAAAUCGAGAGUGAAAGUGGCCAUACUGACCCUAAGACAGUUGCCAUAUCUUUUAAAACGCCAAAGAUUUUCUUUCAUUGAGUUGCGUAUUCCACUGACUGUGAAAGCUAUAUUUGUCUGAAGUACCACUCCAUAUUCCACCAGUAAAACAGUGUUGAGGAGUGUCCUAAUGUUUUUGUGUGCUAUACCAUUACAAGUGGAGUCUGCCUUUCGUGUGUUUCGUACUAACACAUACUGUAUACUUCGACAAAAAUGUGGGGGGGAAAGAAUUACAAACGAAGCCAAUCUCUCUAAGACUAUAAAUGUUUCUCUGUGUUGGACUCUGUAUUCUCUGUAGAUGUGUUUUCAUGCCAUGGUGUAAUAGUGUUUCCCAAUACCGGGUUUGUUUUUGGAUAUCAUGUCAUUUCUCCUUAAGUAAUUCAAUUAUAUUUGUAAAAUGUGUAUUUUUCUCUGCAGUACUGUAUUUCCCUGAAUAGAUAUCCUUGUCAUAUUUUUAAUCAUCGAUUAUUAAAAAAAUAUUUUUAUAUAUGCUUUUGGGGAGGAAGAAUUCAGAGCUCAUUCAAACUGAUUAUACCGUGUGCUGUUGCUUGUUUCCAUACCUUUGUUUUCAGCGUGUCCUCUGUUCUUGCCAUAACUGACAGGGCGAUUUUUUUGAAGUGAGUGUGCGUUCCUUUGAAAAUUGACAUAUGUGAUCACAGUAUCAAGGCCUGAGAAUGUGUUUUAACACAACCAGGGUGAGGGCUGUCAGAGAUCCAGUAUAAUUAUUAAUAAGAAAGUUUGCUUUUGCUUGAAAACGCCAUACUUUUCUAUGUACCUUAUUUAUGAGAAGACAUUUCAAGCCUUCGAAUGGUUAUUUACAUUUCAAAACCAAAUAUUAUUAGUUACGACUCCUCUAAACUGGUUGUUUGAGAUAAAGGGAAACAUUGACGUUCUAGGAUGCUAUAUGUCAAAUAAUCCAGUCAGCCAUGUUGAACUGUAAUGCCGUACAUUUCAGUAAAGUCAGUGUUCCUCGGAAACCGAAUGAUCACACCUUUAAUUUAUUCAUAUUUUUGAGAGGUUUAGAAUUCACUGUUGAUGAACCUGGUUGUUCGCUUUUGGUAGUUACAUGAGAAGAAAGUGAGAUGAUGUCUGAAUUUUCCUGUUGCUUUUUGGCUUUUUUAUUUAUUCGAUUUGUACUGUCUCAUGUUGACUUGUAGUGAAUGUUUUAUUUGUUUCAGACAGAACAUUCUUACCUGAAAUAUUACACUUUUAACAUGCAGAAGAGCCACAUUCAUUUACUGUCCUGAAUAUAACGGUUAUCAGUGGGUUGCAGUAUUUUCUCAUUGUAGCCAAUUUCUUGUACAGUUUUAUGCAAAUUUCACAUGGAUGUUUAUGACUAUCUGCUGCCACAAACGGUUUAGAACUUCUGUAGAUAGAAAUUACUGUGCAAUGGAAAAUAAAAACGAUUUAAAAUCUG